Aspergillus mulundensis is the source of this 1395-nucleotide messenger RNA. RefSeq names its product hydrogen/calcium exchanger domain-containing protein. Gene Ontology annotation, cellular component: fungal-type vacuole membrane. Gene Ontology annotation, molecular function: calcium:proton antiporter activity. Gene Ontology annotation, biological process: intracellular calcium ion homeostasis; calcium ion transmembrane transport. The transcript has 3 exons. The coding region runs from base 1 to 1395 and encodes 464 amino acids. Lineage: Eukaryota; Fungi; Ascomycota; Eurotiomycetes; Eurotiales; Aspergillaceae. The record is from RefSeq and is a predicted model, not a curated record.
AUGUCCGAUCUCAAUCGCCCAGCUGCCAACGCCAGCACUGGUAAUGGCAGUGUGCUGCCUACGCAUAAUGACGAGAAAAAACGACACAACUAUCGCCAUGCUCUCUUUCGAGUGCACACUGCCGGGCAGAGUGGACGAAGCGGCAUCCACCCCCUUCUGUUCCUCCAGGUCUGCUUCAGGAGCACCUGCACCCUUUCAAUGAUAGUCAAUAUUCUAUGGCCUUUCGUCCCCGCCGCCAUCGCCAUACACUUUGCUCGACCGGAUCUUCAUGUGUGGAUAUUUGCUCUCAACUACAUCGCCAUGGUCCCGUCCGCAAACCUGCUUGGAUUCGCUGGCGGGGAGCUUGCCAAAAAGCUGCCCAAGGUGUUCGGCGUUCUCCUCGAAACAACCCUCAGCUCCGUUGUGGAAAUCGUGCUGUUCAUGGUGCUGAUCCAUAACGACAACGGUGGCAACCUGAUACCCGUCAUCCAAGCUGCCAUCCUGGGCUCGAUCCUUGCGAAUCUGCUUCUCUGCCUGGGCUUAUGCUUUUUCUUCGGUGGACUCGGUCGUGAGGACCAGGUGUUCCAUGAGGCCGUCAGCGAAGUCGGCUCGGGGCUGUUACUAGUUGCCGGAUUUGGCCUGUUGAUUCCGAGCGCCUUUUACGCAACACUGAACAGCGGCAGCACGAGCACCACCACGACGCCAGCUGCGAUAGUUGACUCAACCCUGAAGAUCAGCCGAGCUACCGCAAUCAUCCUUCUGGCCGCAUUUAUGAUGUACCUCUUCUACAACCUCCACAGCCACCACACCAUCUUCGAUGAGAUUCUCGAGCACGACGAGAACCGCGACGAAGAUCGCGACAAGGAGGAAAAACGCGCAAAGCUCACUCUGACCGAAUGCCUGAUCGCCAUCGCCAUAGCCCUAACAUGCGUCUGCAUGUCGGCCGUUUUCCUCGUCAACGAGAUCGAGCAUGUCGUCCACGAACAAGGCGUGCCGGACAACUUCAUGGGUCUCAUCCUCGUGCCUGUCGUCGAGAAAGCAGCUGAGCAUCUGACCGCUAUUGACGAAGCUUGGGACAACCAAAUCAACUUCGCUCUCUUCCACUGCCUGGGUCCCUCUAUUCACACCGCGCUCCUGAACGCGCCCCUCGCCGUCAUCGUCGGUUGGGGUCUCUCCAAGGACAUGAGCCUGAACUUCGAGAUCUUCAUGAUCGUCCUCGUCGUCCUGUCAAUUCUAGUCGUCGGCAAUUUCCUCCGAGAUGGAAAGUCAAACUACCUCGAGGGCGGUCUCUGCGUGCUGGUAUACAUCAUUAUCGCCGUUACCACGUGGUACUAUCCGCAGGUUGAGCCGCUGGGUGGUGGUGAAGGGGGCUCGGAAACCGCAGCGGAGGUGGUGGCUCAUCGGUUUAAGUUUUAA